Meyerozyma guilliermondii ATCC 6260 is the source of this 1344-nucleotide messenger RNA. RefSeq lists its product as uncharacterized. Bases 1 to 1344 code for a protein of 447 amino acids. Gene Ontology annotation, cellular component: membrane; endoplasmic reticulum. NCBI's taxonomy places the organism in Eukaryota, Fungi, Ascomycota, Pichiomycetes, Serinales, Debaryomycetaceae. The transcript has a single exon. Gene Ontology annotation, biological process: transmembrane transport. The record is from RefSeq and is a predicted model, not a curated record.
AUGGCCACAAAUCCCGAUCUAUCGUUUCUAUCGAUAGCAUUCCUCACGUUCGAAGCCGUUCUCGAGGUUGUGUUAAUAUGUUUUGCCGGAUUCAUUGCUGCUCGUGUUGGGCUUCUUAAUGUGGCGGCACAAAAGGUCAUUUCACUGCUUAAUGUCGACCUUUUCACGCCAUGUUUGGUGUUUUCCAAGUUGGCGCCAUCGCUCUCGUUCCAACGAAUGGCUGAUAUCAUCAUAAUACCCAUUUUCUACGCCGUUAGUACCGGCAUUUCGUUUGCUUGCUCUCGCGUGGUGUCUCGAUUUUUGCAUUUGAACGAACCGGAAGGAGACUUUGUCACUGCCAUGGCAGUGUUUGGCAAUUCCAACUCGUUGCCGGUGUCGCUCACUUUGUCGUUGGCUUACACCCUCCCGGAUUUGCUCUGGGAAGACAUUGAUAACGACAAUUCCGACCAGGUUGCCAGUAGAGGUAUCCUCUAUUUGCUCAUUUUCCAGCAGUUGGGCCAGAUACUAAGAUGGUCCUGGGGCUACAACAAGCUCUUGCGACUGCGGUCGCAGUUGGAGCUUAAUUCCAUGCCGGGAAGCGUCUUUCACGAUGAAGAACAAGAACCACCAAAUAGUCCUGCGCCGGAAUCAAAUGACGCCAUGGCAUCGCUUUUGAAUCAUUCCCAGCCGACCAGCAACUAUACUGCCACACCAGGUGAAUCGUCGCUGGAUGCGUCGCUGGAAGUUGAACCCAAACUCUCGGCGUUUCUCUCGCGACCUUUUACAUUCAUUCGUCAUUACUGGCGAAUGUUUGCUGCUUUGCCAGGCGUACGCCUGUUUCUCGCGUUCAUGAACCCACCCUUAUAUGCCAUGUUCAUCUCCAUCUUGGUGGCCUCAGUUCCAGCAAUUCAAAAGGCAUUUUUCGGUGAUACUUUCUUGCACAAUACGCUUACCGAAGCUGUCACUCAACUAGGAUCGGUAUCGAUUCCACUUAUUCUUAUCGUGUUGGGCCUGAACCUCCACCCUUCAAACGACCUUCCAGCUCCUGCCAAAAACCAUACCAAAAUCGUCAUGGGGUCUUUGAUUUCUCGUAUGAUCAUUCCACCCAUAAUCCUCCUUCCCACCAUUGCACUCUGUGUGAAAUACAUCAAUGUUUCAAUCUUGGACGACCCGAUCUUCCUCAUUGUGGCAUUUAUUCUUUCCAUUUCACCACCUGCUAUCCAGCUUUCACAGAUUGUGCAACUCAACAACAUCUACCAACAAGAAAUGGGGUCUGUUCUUUUCUGGGGCUAUGUCGUUUUGACACUCCCAACCACCAUUUUUAUUGUUGUCACCAGCUUGGAAGUGAUCAAGUGGACCGCUUAG